Molecule: messenger RNA, 1328 nt
Organism: Drosophila albomicans
Lineage: Eukaryota; Metazoa; Arthropoda; Insecta; Diptera; Drosophilidae
Gene: HemK1
Product: MTRF1L release factor glutamine methyltransferase
Exons: 3
Coding region: 100-1086 (328 amino acids)
Biological process (GO): protein methylation
Cellular component (GO): mitochondrion
Molecular function (GO): nucleic acid binding; protein methyltransferase activity
Source: RefSeq, a predicted model, not a curated record
UCAGUCGAUAAUUGUCAGCUGUUUCGUGUGUUGUGGCUCGCCACUCAAGUACAAAAUUUUUAAUCAAUAUAAGAGUUAGGUAAUAAGCUGAAUUAAACAAUGUUUAAAUAUCUGAAAAGACCACUGCUAAUGGCAGCGCGUAGUACGGUGCGUUCGCUUAGCGGCAGCGCAGCAACAACAUCGAUAACGUCAAGUGGCGGCGGCUCAUUGAUUGAGGUCAACAAGGCAUUAAAUGGUUGGGAGCAUAAACUGAAGGACGCCGGCGUCCGGGACACCGAGUUUAAUCUAAAAUGCAUUGUGUCACAUGUGCUGCAACGCAAGUUUAACACGGUGCCCGAUGAUUUUGCUCAACUCAAAUUUAAUGCCGAACAAUUGGCGGAUUUUGAGCGGUUUUGCGAGGCACGUUGUGCUCGCAUGCCUCUGCAGCACAUUAUUGGCGAAUGGGACUUCAUGGACAUCACCUUAAAAACAGCGCCAACUGUAUUUAUACCUCGCCCUGAAACUGAAGAAUUCGUUCGCUUGGUUAUUGAAAACUACAAGAAUGUGAAGCAUGUGGAUAUGCUCGAAGUGGGCUGCGGUUCAGGUGCCAUGUCCUUGUCGAUGUUGCAUGCUCUGCCACAGGUGGAUGCCACAGCCAUUGAGCGCAGCAAAGCGGCCACAGCACUGGCUUGGGAGAAUGCCAAACUGCUGGGACUUCACCAGCGCUUUAAAGUCCAUAAUCACACAAUGGAAGAGGAUAAAUAUAUGCCGGAGGAGCUCAAAGACAAACAGUAUGACUUGAUUAUAUCUAAUCCACCCUAUGUGAAAACAGACGAGUUUCAAUAUCUGCAUCCUGAGGUGGUCGUAUAUGAGAAUCUUAAUGCCUUGGAUGGUGGCUCAGACGGUCUGCGUGUGGCACGUCUAGUCUUUGAAUUGGCCUGUCGCCACUUGCGACCAGGAGGCAAACUUUGGCUGGAGUUAGGCAACGAGCAUCCGCCGCUGGUGAAGACUAUAAUGCAUCUGCAGUAUCAAGGACGUUUGACGUUUGUGGACAGCUAUUUCGAUCAAUAUAAACGCGAACGCUUUGUUCAAUUGGAAAAGGUUUAAAUUUAAAUUAACUUAUUUGACUCACUCGGACAUGAUUAAUUGCAAUUAAAAUUAGUCGCAUAUGCAUUUAGCUGUGAUUUGACCCACAACACAUUAUUAAUUGCCUUGGAGGCUAUGUCACAAAUAUAAAGUAUACGACUCGUAUACCCUGCAGUAUGCAUUGCGUUUUAUGCUCGCAAUGUUGUCCCAAUACAUAAUAUUAAUAAUAAGGAGAAUAAUAAAACAACAAACUCUGACGGCAA